Molecule: messenger RNA, 1020 nt
Organism: Penicillium malachiteum
Lineage: Eukaryota; Fungi; Ascomycota; Eurotiomycetes; Eurotiales; Aspergillaceae
Product: WD40 repeat domain-containing protein
Exons: 4
Coding region: 1-1020 (339 amino acids)
Biological process (GO): mRNA splicing, via spliceosome
Cellular component (GO): catalytic step 2 spliceosome
Molecular function (GO): protein binding
Source: RefSeq, a predicted model, not a curated record
AUGCCUCGCAAAGAAUUCCCAUCUCGGCAUCUGCACACAUUGAAGACACAUAGUGUUCCUGUCAAUGCGGUGACUUUCUCCAGCUACCCUGGCACAUACGUGCUCACAGGCUCUUCCGAUCGUGCUGUUCACUUGUCACGAGCUGUCCCGAAUAAUGCAGAAAAGUCUCCGCAAGCUAUCGAGACCACCUCCCCGAUCCAAAAGUACGAGGCGCAUGGCUACCCCGUUCUCGACGUGGCCGUGGCUGCCGAUAAUGCGAGCUUCGUCAGUGUAGGAGGCGAUCGGCAAGUCUUUCUCUGGGAUGUUGAACAGGGAGUCACAAAAAAACGAUGGGAUGGACAUACUAGCCGGAUUGAAGCUGUACAAUUUGCUGGAGAGGGUGAUUCAGUGGUAGUGUCUGGCAGCGCAGAUACGACUGUGAAGAUAUGGGAUACCCGCUCUAAAGACUACAAGCCCAUCCAGUCUCUGACCGAAGCAACGGACACUGUUUCCUCUCUCCAUGUCCACAUGCCUUCCUACUCGAUUGCUAGCGGUAGCUACGAUGGACAUGUACGAAUUUACGAUGUGCGCAUGGGAAAAACAACCGACGAUGUCCUGGCGCACCCGGUAACUAGCGUCCGAUGCUCGGCAGAUGGAAAUGCAAUUCUUGUUUCGACGCUGGAUAGCUAUAUUCGAAUGCUCGAUCGAUCAAACGGAAAGCUCCUUGCAGCAUUCGGAGGCCCGGAGAAAGAGAAGACCCCAUUUUCGCAUGCUAGCAAACCUCGACCUGCGUAUCGGAAUGCCGAUCUACGUGUUCGUUCUGUCUUUGCACAAGGCGACGCUGUUGUUCUUAGUGGCAGUGAAGCCGCAAAGAAUGAUGAAGGUGGACUCGGCGCUUCAGUUUUCGCUUGGGACAUUCUCAGCGGAGAGACUGUUGCGACGGUACCGAUGGAUGAGAAAGUCGUGAGCUGUGUGGCGUGGAAUGAGAAGGGCUAUUGGGCCGGCGGAUGUUCGGAUGGUUCUGUGCGAGUAUUUGGUUGA